This is a messenger RNA of Monoraphidium neglectum, 681 nucleotides long. RefSeq lists its product as hypothetical. Lineage: Eukaryota; Viridiplantae; Chlorophyta; Chlorophyceae; Sphaeropleales; Selenastraceae. The record is from RefSeq and is a predicted model, not a curated record. The transcript is spliced from 3 exons. The coding region runs from base 1 to 681 and encodes 226 amino acids.
AUGCGUUCUGGGUCGGCCGAGCUGCUGCAGAGCGCUGCAGUGGCCGAAGCGCCGGCGCUGCCGCAGCACCUCAUGCGUGGAGCUAGCAACCCCGCGCGAGGCGCAGGGCCUUCCAAGAAGUACAAGCCACCGAAGAAGCGGGUCAAGGGCGUCACGGAGGAGUCGUACCGCGUUCGCUGGCUCAAGAAGCUUCCCCGCAAGGACAUGACGAGCUGGCUGUCGGACAUAUGCAGCAGCUGCGAGCGCGCCGGCAACGAGGCGCUGGUCCUCUGCGUCGGCGGCGCGGCGCGCUGCGCGGCCGCGGACGGCGACGCGGAGCCCUGGUUCUGCCCCGAGUGCCACUCGGGCCGCAUGCGCUGCUUCGUGUGCGGCGGCUUCGGGACGAACCCUAAGGACCUGAAAAUGCGCAAGUGCUCCUCCGGGGGGUGCGGGCGCUUCUACCACCUGAAGUGCGCCGCGUUGCUGCCGCUCAGCAACAUGGGCGCCGGCGGCAGCUUCUUCCGCUGCCCGCAGCACUACUGCGCGGCGUGCGCCAAGAGGUGCGCCCGCGCCACAACCGGCCCGCGCCUGCGGACGGCGGCCUGCCGCCGGGCGCACGCCGGCCCGCGCCCGCGCGGCUCUCGCGCGGCACCCCGCGCCUCCUGGACCGCCGUGCCGCGACCAGCCGACGCACCCACCUGA